AUGGAAUCCCACGAUCGGCCCCGUUCUCACUUGAUCCACGCGAUCAUGGAUGCUCUCAAACAAACCAAGCUCAUUCGGCCACCUGCAGGUUUGGGUCCUUUGGAUUCGCGGCCUGGGAACACCAGGCUUCUAUACACCGUCACGGCAUUUGUAUCGCUGGGUGCAUUUCUGUUUGGAUAUGAUCAAGGGGUUAUGGGAGUCAUCGUCGCCGAUGCACGAUGGAUCGACUUGAUGCACCCGAAGAACUCUUGGGUUACCGGCACAGUCGUUUCCUUGUACGAUGUCGGAUGUUUCUUCGGGGCUAUGUCGCUUGGAUAUCUCGCUGAUCCACUGGGUCGUGAGCGGACAUUGUCUAUCGCAUGCGCGGUGUUUAUUGUGGGUGCUGUUCUACAGGCUGCAUCAUAUACAGUCGUUCAAAUUACCAUCGGCCGUGUGAUAUUAGGACUUGGGGUAGGAGCUUGUGCAGGAGGUGUUCCUCUGUACGUUGCUGAGAUAGCACCACCUGCGAUCCGGGGUCGAAUUGUUGCAAUCGAACAAAUGAUUCUCUGUCUCGGAGAACUUGUCGCAUUCUGGCUCAACUACGGUUUCAAUUUCCUCGAGACUAAGGGUUGGUGGCGCAUUCCGCUAGCCAUUCAGAUUGUCCCCGCCAUCAUUCUCGGCGUGGGCUGUUGGUUCUGGGUGCCUCCCAGUCCGCGUUGGCUCGCGAGCCAGGAUCGCCAUGAAUGUGCGCGAGAGGUUCUUACCCGGCUCCAUGGCUCGGAGGUGGCCGAGUUGGAAAUGCAGGAGAUACAGGCGUCUAUUGAGUUUGAACAUACUGUCAGUGAGGCCACUUGGGAAGAUAUGUUCAUGAUGCCUGUUCUUCGCGUAACGGUCUUAGGAAUGGCUGUUCAAUUCUUCCAGCAGAUCACUGGAACUAACUCAAUUCUUUAUUAUACGCCAUCUCUAUUCAAGCGCGGAGGCAUUACGGACCCUCGCACCGCCAACCUCGCAACCGGUGGCGUAGGUAUCGUCUUAUUUGUCUUUUCGUGGGUCCCAAUAUUUUAUUUCGACCGACUGGGCCGAAAGACAUGGUUACAGAUUGGAACUAUGGGAAUGAUGGCAGCCAUGAUUGGCAUCACUAUUCUCCAAUGGCAUGCGGAGCACAAUCCAGGCGACCCGGCUAAUUACACCAUCAUAUUAUUCCCAUAUCUCUUCUAUGUCUUUUUCAACAUCAGCUGGGGUGUCGGAUCCUGGACAUAUGCCGCCGAAAUCUUCCCCGUCUCAAUGCGAGCCAAGGGAAAUGCGUUGUCGACCGCAUCUUUAUGGGCCGCCUGUUAUAUUGUCGCGCAGGCGAGUCCGCCUAUCGCCGAUGCGAUUGGCUGGGGACUUUAUAUCAUCUACACUGGGAUUUGUGUGGUUGCUUUCAUUUUUGUGCGAUAUGCCCUGGUGGAAACCCGCGGCCGAUCCCUGGAAGAGAUGUCCCGAUUGUUUGGCAUUGAGACUCGCUUGGCGCAGCAGAGUGGUUUGAAGCCAAGCCCGGGUGGAAAGGAUCCCACAGAAGAGCAUGUAGAGGACCUGGGCUCGUCAAGCCGCUCGAGAUAA
Penicillium olsonii is the source of this 1581-nucleotide messenger RNA. The record is from the annotation of a GenBank genome assembly. Lineage: Eukaryota; Fungi; Ascomycota; Eurotiomycetes; Eurotiales; Aspergillaceae.